ACAAAUUACAUGGGCAAUUGCAUUCAGACAUCCUCCCAAACGACGACGUACGCCACCGCCAAAGUCGUCGUUCACGACGGAAGGCUCGAGGAGUUUUCCUACCCCGUCAAGGUCUCCUAUCUCCUGCAGCUCUACCCAGCGUGCUUCAUAUGCGACUCCGACGAGAUGGGCUACGACGACGUCGUUUCCGCCGUUCACGAGGACCACGAGCUCCGCCUCGGCCAGCUCUACUUCGCCCUCCCCCUCACCCGCCUCAAGCGCCACCUCCCGCCGCACGAGAUGGCCGCGCUCGCCGUCACCGCCACCUCCGCCCUCGCCCAAUGCGCCCCCCGCCGCAAACAGAUUCUUCUCCUCUCCGCCCACGGGAAUGCCAAGCCCGGCCGCCGUGUGGCGCCCCACGCCGUCACCAGCAAAACUGCCGUCAGGGGGAGGGGCAAGUUCACCGCCACGUUGAGUUCCAUACCCGAGCAGGGGUAGUUUUGGAACAUUAAAUUCAAAUAUGAGCUUUUGCUUUUCUAUUCUUCUUGUAUAUAUACUCCCCCAAAGGGGGAAAAAAAAAACUAUAAUACUAUUAAUUUUUCAA
Molecule: messenger RNA, 583 nt
Organism: Cajanus cajan (pigeon pea)
Lineage: Eukaryota; Viridiplantae; Streptophyta; Magnoliopsida; Fabales; Fabaceae
Source: RefSeq, a predicted model, not a curated record